Messenger RNA from Dissoconium aciculare CBS 342.82, 3190 nucleotides. RefSeq names its product ATP-dependent protease La. The transcript has a single exon. Gene Ontology annotation, cellular component: peroxisomal matrix. Gene Ontology annotation, biological process: protein quality control for misfolded or incompletely synthesized proteins; protein processing; protein targeting to peroxisome. Gene Ontology annotation, molecular function: ATP binding; serine-type endopeptidase activity; ATP-dependent peptidase activity. The record is from RefSeq and is a predicted model, not a curated record. NCBI's taxonomy places the organism in Eukaryota, Fungi, Ascomycota, Dothideomycetes, Mycosphaerellales, Dissoconiaceae. Bases 120 to 2957 code for a protein of 945 amino acids.
UGACUCGUCGUGAUAGACAUCGCCGUGAAACCGAUUUAUAAACAGCAGUCAAACUACUUCCCCUACGGCAAGUUCAACAGAUCCUGACUCCAUCAUUUACAAACACCACAUACCCCAUCAUGGCGCCGAGUGCGACGUUGCCGUUGGUACCGUUGCCACACUCGCUGGUCCUGCUACCCGGCGUCACGACCAAGAUUCCGCUACAGAACCGUGCAGAUAUCGCCGCCAUCCUCGCACACAUUUACAGCAAAGCUGCCAUUCCACGGCCUGAGCCCUCGAGUGUCACUGUUGGGUGCGUUCCGAUCAACAGUCCAUACCUCAGCGCCGAUGGCAAGCGACUCAUCGAGGACACCGAUGCGAAAGGCAAAGAGAAGGAGAAGAAGCGGGCAACUUCUCAGGUAGACCCUGCCUCGGCGCGCAAAUCCGAUCUCUUCCAGUAUGGAACUUUGGCACGAGUCACGGGAGUGCAAGGCCGUCGUGCUGGCGAACUAGUACUCGUGGUGGAAGGUGUCCGACGAUUUAAGAUUGAUAAGGUCUUCCGGGAGCGACCAUAUUUCGAGGCCAAGGUGACCGUCUUCGAGGAGGAAAAGGUUGCUGAGAAUGAUGACGUCGUUGUUGCUCAGUUUGCCAACCUGAAGCAACUCAGCCGUGAGCUGAUUGCGCUUAUUCGAUUGUCUGCGCUCCUUCCACGAGGGCCUAGCAUGUCACUCUCACCGAUUCUCGCUCGACGACUAGAACUAUACAUCGUGCGAAAGGAUCUACAGGAAGCCGGCAUACUGGCAGAUUUCAUGACCAACGUGGUGGAUUGUUCUCACGAAGAGAAGCUGCGCAUUCUGUCCGCAGUCUCGAUCCACGAUCGCCUGACACGCAUUAUCGAAAUUCUUCAGACCCAAAUCGCCAGCAUACAGAGCAAUAGCCGAAUUCUGCAAAUCACCAGCAGUCAGGACACAGCAAAGGGUGGCGUCAUCGACCUCGACACUCUUAAUCAAUUGCGCAGCGAUCCUCGCUUUCGAAGAAUGAGUGGCAACCAAGGUCCCGGAAACGGCCUACCUCCAGGCAUGGGCGGUGCGGGUGGACCUCAGGAUGAUGAAAACAACGAGAUGGACGAGCUCAAGAAGAAGUUGGCUGCCGCAGGUUUAACUCCCGAGGCACAGAAGGUCGCAGACCGUGAGAUGAAGCGCUUGGCGAAGAUGAAUCCUGCACAGGCUGAGCACCAAGUUUGCCGGACGUAUCUCGAAAAUCUGGCAGAAAUUCCAUGGUCCAAGAUGACCGAAGACAAUCUCGAUGGCAGCACACUUGUCAAAGCACGAAAGCAACUUGAUGAUGAUCACUACGGACUGGACAAGGUCAAGAAGCGGUUAUUGGAGUACCUUGCCGUAUUGAAAUUAAAGCAAGCCGUCAAUAUGGACCUCGACAAGCAAAUUCAAGCCAUUACUGCCGCCACUCAGGCAAAGGAGACUACUGAAGAGCAGCCUGCUGCUGCAGAACAAGAAAGUGCUACCACUUCAACUGCGCUUGUUAAGAAGGGCGCUCAGCGGGAACAGACAUCAGAGGAGGUCAAGAUCCUCAAGCACAAGAAGAUGGUCGACAAAUCGCCGAUUCUUUUGCUUGUUGGGCCUCCUGGCGUCGGCAAGACUUCACUAGCCAAGUCAGUCGCCACCGCACUCGGUCGUCAGUUCCACCGUGUCUCUCUUGGUGGCGUGCGUGACGAAGCAGAAAUCAGAGGUCAUCGACGAACAUAUGUCGCUGCCAUGCCAGGUCUCAUCGUCAAUGGUUUGAAGAAGGUCGGUGUGGCCAACCCGGUAAUCCUACUCGAUGAAAUCGAUAAGGUUGGCACAUCAUCUAUUCACGGUGACCCAUCAGCGGCUAUGCUAGAGGUGUUGGAUCCGGAGCAAAACUCUACCUUCGUCGACCACUACGUCAACAUUCCUAUCGACCUCAGCAAGGUUCUGUUUAUCGCCACCGCCAACAGCCUCGACACCAUUCCAGCUCCUCUGCUUGAUCGUAUGGAGACCAUUCAGCUUUCCGGAUACACUACCUUGGAGAAACGUCACAUUGCCACCCGCCAUCUCAUCCCCAAGCAAGUUCUCACCAACGGCCUCAAGCCAGAGAAUGUUCAGAUGUCAGACGAGGUCAUCGACAAAGUAAUUACAUCAUAUACUCUGGAGUCUGGAGUCCGGAAUCUGGAGCGAGAAAUCGGCAGCGUGUGUCGUUCCAAGGCAGUACAAUACGCGGAAGCGCGCGAUACAAACACACUUCCAGCGUUCUCGCCCAUCGUCACAGUCGACGAUCUUGAGGAAAUUCUUGGAAUUGAAAGAUAUGAACAAGAGAUCGCCGCACGAAACUCUCAACCUGGCGUCGUCACCGGCUUGGUCGCCUACAGCACCGGCUCCCAAGGUAGCAUUCUCUUCAUCGAGAUUGCUGACAUGCCUGGCUCUGGUCGUGUGCAACUUACUGGAAAGCUUGGUGACGUGCUCAAAGAGUCUGUCGAGGUCGCUCUCUCAUGGGUCAAGAGCCACGCCUACGAGUUAGCUCUGACCCACGACCCCAGUGAGGAUAUUAUGAAAUCGCGAUCGAUCCAUGUUCAUUGUCCCUCGGGUGCUAUUCCCAAGGACGGUCCAUCCGCUGGCCUCGCACACACCGUCGCGUUGAUCUCACUCUUCAGCGGCAAGCGAGUCCCGCCUACACUCGCCAUGACCGGCGAAGUCGCUCUCCGCGGCAAGGUCAUGCCCGUCGGCGGCAUCAAGGAGAAGCUCAUCGGCGCACUCCGUGCAGGCGUAAAGAAGGUUCUCCUCCCUGACCAGAACCGCAAGGACGUUAAGGAUCUGCCGACUGAGGUCCUCGAGGGCCUCGAGAUUGUGCACGUCCGACAUAUCUGGGAGGCUUUGCCCCAUGUCUGGCCUGGUGCUGAAUGGCCGGGCCAACGUGGCUGGAGUGGAAUGGAGAGUCGAUUGUAAUCAUGCUUUGCAAAUUCUAAGAAGGGAAAGAAGAUUGAAUCCAUUAGCAUCUGGCCAGUCGGCCUCAUAUAUGUUCUUUGUAUUUAGCAAGCUUUUUUGAUUGUAUUUGAGGGUUAAUACAUUGAUCUCGAUGGAGACGAAUCGUUUCUGGUCCUUCUAUGCGCACGUUAGCACCGAACGUCUUCUCGAGAGGAAAUUUAAGACCCCGUUAAUUGAUGGCUUCUAUAGUGUCG